Molecule: messenger RNA, 6618 nt
Organism: Trichogramma pretiosum
Lineage: Eukaryota; Metazoa; Arthropoda; Insecta; Hymenoptera; Trichogrammatidae
Gene: Ptip
Product: PAX-interacting protein 1-like
Exons: 9
Coding region: 390-5273 (1627 amino acids)
Cellular component (GO): MLL3/4 complex
Source: RefSeq, a predicted model, not a curated record
UGAGAUUGACUGUUGUAGGAGUCAACAGCGAGAAGUUGUCGACUGUCGAGACGGGAAUCUCUGGUGUGAGAGGAGGACAGUAAACUGUGAGCAGUAGCCGCGAGCGCAACACACCAGACGCGUGGUCGUACGAAUUUCCCACUACCGUCCACCAGCCGUAUCAAAGCGCGUAAACAUUCGUCCUCGAGGAGCGUACACAUACGCGACAUAACCUUACAGGUGGGGAAGUCAAACGCAAACAACAACAGAUCGUGAUAGAUCAAUGAUCUAAACACUGUGUAGUAGUGCGUGUUGUGAUUAUGCUAAAUACACUUAAGCAGAUACAGUGACUUGUUAUUAAGUCUUUAAUACCGUCUUUGAUACCCAGUGAAUUAUUGUUUGCCAUCGAAAUGGGCGACAUCAGUGCCGGUAUCGAAGAGUUCAAGCUAGAUGAUAGGAUCUUUGCCCAAGUCAAGUACUAUCUCAGUGGGGAUGCUGAUUCAAAGAUUCUCAAUCUUCUGCAUGAAGGAGGAGCUGAAAGAUCUAAUUUUUUGAGUGAUUACACUACUCAUCUCAUCGCAGGCAAUGAUGCAGCUGAAACAGACAUAUCUACCGCCAAAGAUAUUUAUGUUAUUCCAGCUGUGACAGAAAAAUGGGUUGUGUGUUCUGUUUUGUGUAAAAGGUUACUUCCUGCCCAUUAUUUUUCACCUGAAGAAAAUCAAUUAUUUUCCAAUGUCAAAGCAUGUGUAUCACAAGUUAGUCAAGCAGACUGUAAAUCAAUAUGGGCUAUGAUCACUUUUCAAGGUGGAAAAUGCCAAUUGCUGCUAGAUAGUACUUGCACACAUUUAAUUACAACAAACACCAGUGGUACAAAGUUCAAGGCUGCUUCUAGUCAUCAGAUAAAUAUAGUUACGCCAGAUUGGGUAGUUGAUUGCUGUAAAAAAAAGAGUAUUAUAUCGGAAGUAGAUUAUCAUCCAAACUUAUUGGUACAGUCGCCACCAGAUACCUCUACAGCAUUGAUUACAGGUUUUCAAGACACAGAUUUGAAUCAAGUUGCAUCUCAAGAUGAUCAAGAUCUUACUAAAGUUGCAUUAGAACAGUUAAAACAAAGAAUGCCAUGGAAUCAAUCUAAACCUGCCUUACCUAUGCAAAAUCAAGUAGUAUCUCAGAAUCAAAAUCUUGCAUCAAGUUCCUCUCCAUCUGCGUCCACAACUGUUUCUUCAACUGUUUCAUCUCUAAAUAAUAUUGAUAAUAUAGAUCAAUCAAUACAAUCUCAGCUGCAGCAAACACAGCAAAUUCAACAACAAAAUGUGCAACAACAGCCAAUUAUGCAAAAUCAACAACCUCCUCAACAACAAAUCUUGCAUCAACAACAACCUGUGCAACACAUGCUGCAACAUCAAAAUAUUCAACAGCCACAACAAGUUCUUCAACAGCAACAAACUUUACAACAACAGCAGCCUAUACUGCAACAACAAACUAUAGUGCAGCCAAUGCAACAACAACAGCAACAGCAGCAACCAAUUCAGCAGCAGCCUAUACAACAGCAGCAGCCCUUACAACAGCAGCAACCUAUACAACAGCAGCAGGCUAUGCAACAACAAUCAACUAUUCAACAACAGCAACCUUUACAGCAACAGCAAUCUUUACAACAACAGCAAUCUUUACAGCAACAGCCACCUUUACAACAACAGCAAACUUUACAACAACAGCAACUGAUGCAACAACAACAGCUGAUGCAACAACAGCAGUCCAUGCAGCAGCAACAACAGCAGCCUUUGCAAACACAACAGCAACCAAUGCAGCAACAGCAACCAAUGCAACAACAGCAACCUAUACAGCAACAGCAAAUGCAGCAACAACAACCUAUGCAGCAGCAACCAAUGCAUCAACAGCAACAAUUAGUUCAAACGCAACAGUUUCAGUGGAGUAAUGCUAACACUAGUGUGCAAAAUAAUUCCAAUAUUCCUGUAUCUUCAGUACAAAAUAACAUUCAACAAAACAAUUGGACUUCAACGGCAAUGACGAAUAAUGUACUUCCUUUGAAGUCUCCUACACAACAAGAAAAUUCACAAAUUAUUACACAAAAUCUUCCACAAGUUCAACAUCAGGUUAUUAAUCAACAAGAAUUGAUGCAAAUAUCACAACAAUCAGAAAUAAAUCAACAGCAACAGGUAGUUUCUCAGGGUUUAAUGUCCCCUCAAAUUAAUUCACAGUUGAUGCAGCACACUAUUUCACCACAACAACAAAUUGUUACAUCCCAAAUGAAUGUUCAACAACAACAAAUAGCACAGCAGCAACAAGCACAACAACCAAUAAUUUCUCAGCAACAAAUUAUGCCUCAACAAAUGCAACCACAAGUGCAAUUAAUCACUCAGCAACAAAUACCAUCUCAAGUACAAUUGGUUACUCAGCAACAAAUUCCACAACAGAAUAUACAAUCCCAACCAACAAUUGUUCAACAACAACAGCAAAUAAUGCCUCAACCAAUCACAUCUCAGCAACAAUUAAUUACUCAGCCACAAAUUUCAUCUCAGCAGUUAAACCCCCAGCAGCAGCUAGUUUUGCAACAAAAACAACAAUUAUUGUCGCAACAAGCUCACUUGAAUCAGCAACAACAGCAAAAUUUAGUUCAAAAACCCCAACUCACAAAUGAACAAAUGUUAUUGUUGCAACAGCAAAAGAUUCAACAGAUAUCUCAACAACUGCAACAAUCUGUUCCUCAAAGUUCACAACAAUUUGUCAUACGUCAAGAUAAUCAAAUACCUCAACAACCUCAGCUAGUAAACCAAAAUCAGCAAAGUUUCAUGGUUCAAAGGGAUCCUCAAUGGCAGCAACAGCAAUACCAAUUACAAUUGCAAAGACAGCAACAACAACAACAACAGCAACAGCAGCAGCAAGUCCCUGGUCAACAGAGACCAGGUGGACAAUGGGUACAACAAGUCCAACAACCACCCCGACAACUCAUUCAGCUUGAUGCCCAAACACAUCAACAAUUGCAACAGCUAGAUCCUCAGCAAAGAGCUCAAUUCAUUCAGAAACUUCAGAAACAGAAAACAAUAUUAUUCCAACGUCAACAGCGCCAACAACAAGGAGUCCCUCCGGGCCCACAAAUUGCAGUAAUACGAAGUCCUGGUACACCUGGUCAGCCUGGUGGUAUACAGUGGGUCUCUCAGCCUCGUCCACAAAUGAUGGGACCUCAAGUUGCCACUGCUGUACCUCAAAAACCAACACAAAUGCAUGUUAUGGGACAACCCGCAACACUUAAUUCAAUUAACACUGGUAAUCAGGUAAUUGUUCAGUCAAAUCAAACUGUCCAAAAUCCACAAGUUGUUCAGGGAGCACAAUUUCAACAAGGACAACCUCUGACUCAACAGCAAAUAGCACAGCUACAAUUGCAAAAGCAACAACAAAUUGCUAGAAUGCAGCAGUUACAACAAAUGCAGCAACAGAAUGCUCAGCAACAGCAACAACAGCAGCAACCGCAGCCACCGCCACAACUGAUUCAGUCUGACAAUAUGAUGACUCCAAUGUCCAGUAGUGCACAACUGACACCCGAGCAACAGCUAGUUGUUAAUGCUAAAACGAAAACAGCAUUGGCAAAUAUGCUUACUAGCCGAUUGCAAAGCGGUGCAGCCGAAGGUAGUGCAGCUGGUCAAUUGCGACUCAUGACUGCUCAGCAUAGGCCGCCACCACCGCCGUCGCAAGAUCCUCAACUUCUUGCAGCCUAUCAAAGAAGAACUCUAGGUAAUAUAACAAACGGGACAACUCCUGGAGGCGCGGCUAAAAUGCAAUGUUCACCAACAGCCCCGCAGCAGUCUAAGGUCCAGUUUUAUGGACUUAAUCCCGACUUAAAACUACCUCCAGAUCUAUUCUUGCUCGGUUGUAUCUUCGUUAUCGUUGAGUACGACACCCUUUGCCCAGAGAGAGUGGCCGUAUGGAAACAGGUAAUCGAGCGACACGGUGGCGAGACUGAACCACAGUACUGCCCGCGGGCCACUCACGUAUUAUCUAUGACUCAAAAACACCCCAUUGUGGUGCAAGCCAUGCGCGAAGGUACUCGUUGUGUAUCAGCAUAUUGGUUAUCGGACGUUGUGCUUAAACAGCAAGUGCUUCCUCCAUGGCACGCAUUACAUUUUCCAACUCCAUUUGGUCAAAAUGAUUUGCCUUGUAGCAAACAUAUUAUAUCGUUGUCUGGCUUCGAAGGGGAUGAACGUAAUAAAGUCAAAUUCAUGCUUGACGCGGUUGGAGCAAAAUGCACAAAAUACUUCUCAAAACAUAAUACACUGCUAAUAUGUCGAAGGCCCGAGGGAAUGAAGUACAAAAAAGCCAAGGAGUGGCAAACGGGUAUUGUAAAUGCUCAGUGGCUUACAGAUAUAUUGUGCGGUCAAGUAAAUGCCAUACAUCAAACAGAUGCUUUCAAAUAUCAACAAUUUAGUAUAGGAAAUCCAUUUAGAUUAGAUUAUUCUCUUGUUCCUCAUCUUAUGGCUGGUUGGAAAAUGCCAAUAAACGUCAGCCAAGAAUCUUAUGAUAAGGUGAAACAAGUCGGCCAAGGUCCAAACGCUAUGAGAAAGUAUAAGAAACCAAGGCUGGAAGGAUCGCUGUCGAGCAAAGAUCCGCAUCUUUUAGGUCUGGAUGAGCCAAUUACUGUGACUAAUCCAAAUCCACCUACUCCAGAAAAUCAACCGAAAAUAUUAUUUUCUGGAAUUAAUCCAAAGAAACAUGCAAAACGCAUACGAGAGUUAGGUGGCACUCUUGCUGCGAGUUGGAAAGAUUCAACUCACCUAGUGAUGAAUUGUGCUUUAAGAACUGUAAAACUAUUAUGUUGUCUGUCACGUUGUAAAUACAUCGUUAGUAUUAAUUGGUUGUUGGAUUCUUCAACACAAAAUACUUUCCUUGACGAAAGUCAAUAUGCGCUGGAUAAUCCAGAAUUUGAAAAAACGUUUAAUUGCAAUAUUCAGAAAGCUUUAGCUAGUCCUAAUCGAGGAAGUAUUCUCAAAGAUAAAAUAUUUUAUGUUACUCCUGGAGUGGUACCCGCUCCAUCUGUCAUGGCAGAAAUAAUCGAAAGUGCUGGAGGCACGUUCGAAAAAAAUAGACGAUCUCUUGUUCAAAUACAAGAAAUGAAUAGCAAUGGAAAGUUUGAUUACAUAAUAAUUACAGUAGAAAAUGACUUACACCUCCUUGCUGACGUUCUACGAGCAGAGAUUAGAGUAUUCAGUGCUGAAAUAGUUUUAGGGGCAGUUGCAAGACAACAUUUUCAACUGAAUAUACCAGAAACAACUACAAAUUCAUAGAAAAUGAAACAAUUUGUUGACAAUAUUGUUCAUGUAACGAAUAACAUAACAUUUCUAUUGUGAAAAUGGUUAUCGGCAAAAAAUCAUUUUUUUGCCAUUCUAGCGAAAAGUAUUUUUUCCAUUUUGGUCAAAGUUACAAAAAUGUAAAUUUUUGCUAGAGGAUUCUCAAAAAAUAGUAAACAGGAUGUAAAAAAAUGCACUUUAGGUCACGUAUUUCAAUCUCGGUUUUCCAUUAAUCGAUAAUAUACACGUGAUCUUGAACAUUCUAGUUUUUUACAUUACUUGGUAUUUAAUGUACUAUUUCAAAAUAAGAUUGAUUUACUAUUUAUUUCAUGACCGAAAAUCGUGAAACAAUGCAAUAACACUGUUGAAUUUUUUCUACGGCAAAUGCUUUUUUAAAACUGUAAUUUUCUUUCUAAAAAGAAACUGCACAAUAGUCGUCUUUCUCGUAGUCAAAUUACUUAUUUUAUUUUUGAAUAUUUUAACAGUCGUAGAAAGUAAGUUUAUAGUACUAAAAUUUAAUGAAUUAAAGCGAAAUUUAAAUUGAUCAAAAUUGAAACAGUCAUUUAAUUGGAACUUAAUGACGAAUCAAAAAAAAAAAAUUAUCUAUCAUACGUAUCUAUUAGUAUGAUUAAUUAUUUUAAAUAUAUAGUUUAAAUUGUUCGCGGUGUAAAAUUUGUAAAUGCGAAAUUAUAAUCAUAGUAUCACAUUAGAAUUUUUUCAGUCAAUUAGACAUUAACAGUAAUAUUAAAAUUCAAUAUUAAAGAAAAAUUCCUGUGACAUGCAGACGUAAUGAACCUGCUUUAACUUUAGUUGGAUAACGCGCUUUAUCAUUUAAGUAUCACGAAACCGAAAGUUUAAUGUCGCAUAUUUUUUGCAAAAAAUCAUUUAAAAUUUUUAAUUUGGAGAUUCCAUUCUUUUAAAUGUGAUUUUAAAACACGAAUAAUCCCUAUCAGGAUCCAACUUAAAUUUCAUGUUCUAAUCACUGAAGCGAUUUGGAUUUUUCUAAGUUUACUCUAGCGACAAUAAUUGGAGUGUAAAUAUUCAAAUGUGUGUUGUAUGGGAAUAAUGAAAAAUUAUAAAAAUUAUUAAUUUUCGUGUGCAUUCUCAUCUCUUCAAUUAAAUGAUGAAAUAUUCUUCGAUGAACAUCAUUCUUUUGAAGACAGUUGCGAAAAAAAGAACAAAUGUAUUUUCAAUCGCUCGCGUUCGAGCAAAGUUUUUAAUCUUGCAAUUGAUGAACUAUCAACGGAAAUGGGCGUUUUUAAUAUCAUGUAUCAAUUUCGAGUAACUGGUACUAAUUCCUUCACCCAAAGCGUUUAAUAUAAGUAUAAAUAAAAUUUUAAAA